CUCCAGCGGGGUAGAGACAACACCCAAUAGGAAGGUACCGUUGAAGCCCAGGCAGCCAUAACUGAUCAUGGCAACGGGAGUUUACGGGCCUCCCGUCUCCUGUGUGACGUAGUUUUCCCUUCGUCCUAUCCCUCCGUUGCCCUGGCAACAGCUAAGCGGUCUGGGAAGAGAAGCAUCUUUCUUUCACUAGGCUCGAAUAAAAAAUUGUCAAGUCAUUUUGGUGAUACCGGGUUGGAUGCCUAAAGCUGCAAAGGAAAAAGACCAGGAGAACUUUCAGUGCCUAAGGGGACCGAGGAACAAGAACCAACCCUAGUAAAGCAUUCCACCCAGGAAAAACUAUAUCCAGCAAUUCAGAUAUGGCAGAGGUGAAGCCCAUGUUCCGGGAAGUUCUUCCAAAACAAGGGCAGUUGUCUGUGGAAGAUAUAACCACAAUGGUGCUGUGUAAACCCAAACUUUUACCCUUAAAAUCUCUAACUAUGGAAAAACUGGAGAAAAUGCAGCAAGCAGCACAAGAAACAAUUCGCCAACAAGAAAUGACAAAAAAGGACCAACAGCAAAUGACUCGCUGAAUAACUUAGCACUUCUACCUUACUAUUAACAGUAGCUAGAAAAUAAUCCACCUGUACGCUGAAAGUAGUAUGUGUUAAUAAAACUGAUAUUCAUAUAGGUAAUAUAAAAUACCCAAGACUAAUGAAACUUGCAUGGUUUGUAAUGAAUAUAAGCCAUUAACCAAACUAACCCAAAUCUUGUGUUUUUUUUACCCAAGUUUUUAGAACUACCAAUUAAGUUAGUAUUCACCAUUACUAUUGCACAGCUGAUAACAUUCUUAGGCAUAAGUGACUAAAUACAACUUUUAUAUUCAGAGAAUUUUUAAUGUUUAUUAAAAACUGAAUUUAGAGAUACAUUCGAAUCUUGCAUUAAGUGUUCAUGAUGGACUUUUACAUUACCUAAUUUUUAAAACUUUUUAUGAACUUGGUGUGACAUAUCAUGUUUAAGGCUAUUUUGCCUUAGAUCCUACUAGUCAUGACAAAACUCUAUUUCUUAAAAUAGACUUAAGAAACCCUCACAUGAGCUUUUAAUUAUACUGAUUUCAAGGACUUAAUGAAUUACUGGCUACCUUUAUCAUCCAGGUAUCAAAACCCUAGAAAUGGAAAACAACAUGGAUUUAAAAGAGCCCAUGAGAUAAACAUGAAAUUCAAUUUGUAGUGUUAGUCCUAAAAGAGAGUACUGAAACCUGUAAUAAAUAUAUUCCCAAAAAUACCUUUGUAAAUUCUGAAUAUAAUCCUUGGUUUGUUGGCUGCAAUCAAUAAUAGACAAUUUAAAUUAGCAGACCUUAAGGCCUUCCUGCAUAAUUAAGGCUCUGCAACAGAAGUUAGAAAUGUGACUAUUCUUCAGAUAAUUAUUUAUUGGUAACUAUUUUCUCAGACACUGAAUAAAUGCAAAACUUUGAGUCUCUUGAAGAAUAAUAUUUUCAGACAUUAUUUGGUAAUAGAACUUACUAAUGACGAAAAAAGGCCCUGGCUGGUUUGGCUCCGAAGGGUCUCAGGUUCAAUUCCCAGUCAAGGGCAUGUACCUGAGUUGCAAAUUCAAUCCCCGGACCCUACUAGGCCGGGAUGUGUUCAGGAGGCAACCAAUUGAUGUUUCUCUUCUCUUCUCUUUUGCGAAUCCCUUCCUUUUCCCUUCCCUUCAUCCCUUCCACUCUCUCAAAAAAAAUUUAAAAAAAUAAAUGGAAAGAAUAUCCUUGGGUGAGGGUUAACAACAACAAAAAAAGAGAAUGAUGAAAGGUAACAUAUUUUAGAAAUUUCCUUAGGCUACAGAUAAAAACUUUUUUAAAGUGUGCAUGCAUUUCCCAAGUAUAAUAGUAAAAGAAAUUAUUACUAGUGUAUGUUUGAUAUAAAAGUUUGUAAGAAAGUUUAGAUUCACUAGGUUCAAAUGCACUCUCUUAUAUGGUUUUAUUUGCUAUAUGAAUAAAAGUAUUUUUAAAAACCUAAAAUAAAUGUACUCCCAAUAAAGAAUCAACACUGUUUCACAUGUUUUAUUUUGUCAUACAUUCUUCUAGAACCGGGUUCAUUUUUCCAGUUUUGUAGAAAAAUAAAUGUUCCAGCCACCAUUUACUUAACUGUCUAGUCUUUAAGACCAAUCAAUAUGUUCCCUGGAAAGAUGAAUAAGUCUCCUGACUAACUCAUUUUCUCAAAAUUCUUUAAGACAAAGAAAUAACUUUUUUUUUACUCCCAAAGCACAGUAUUUCAACAGCAGCAGCCAAAAUGGGGUUUUAGCAGCUUAACUUUACCCCCUAAAUAAAGCUUUGUAUAAACCAGUGAUUUUACUACAAAAACACUGUCCUUGAAAGAAAGGAAUAGCAAUCUGACAUCAAUGCAAAACUUGGAAUGAUUAGGUCAUAAACAUGGCACUUACAAAAGGUAGCUUAUGAGAACACUCCACUUAAGAAGUGGUUACUUUUCUGUCCCUCCUUUACACCAUCAAAAAAAAAAAAAAAAAAAAAA
Myotis myotis is the source of this 2504-nucleotide messenger RNA. RefSeq names its product BBSome interacting protein 1 (gene BBIP1). The coding region runs from base 357 to 569 and encodes 70 amino acids. The transcript has 5 exons. Gene Ontology annotation, cellular component: BBSome. The record is from RefSeq and is a predicted model, not a curated record. Gene Ontology annotation, biological process: cilium assembly; receptor localization to non-motile cilium. NCBI's taxonomy places the organism in Eukaryota, Metazoa, Chordata, Mammalia, Chiroptera, Vespertilionidae.